Schistocerca serialis cubense is the source of this 5973-nucleotide messenger RNA. It is a transcript of the gene Ppa, whose product is annotated as F-box/LRR-repeat protein 14. The coding region runs from base 99 to 1616 and encodes 505 amino acids. Gene Ontology annotation, cellular component: SCF ubiquitin ligase complex. Gene Ontology annotation, molecular function: protein binding. The record is from RefSeq and is a predicted model, not a curated record. Gene Ontology annotation, biological process: SCF-dependent proteasomal ubiquitin-dependent protein catabolic process. NCBI's taxonomy places the organism in Eukaryota, Metazoa, Arthropoda, Insecta, Orthoptera, Acrididae. The transcript has 2 exons.
UGCGGCAGUGCGGUAGGAGGUCGGUGUAGUAGUGCGGUCCAGUCGACUCGCGCGUCGUAGCCAGUGGGGCCGCCCGGGAGCACGACCGCCGCGCAGCUAUGAUGACCGACGAGGGCCACCUGUUCCUGACGGAGCUGCCGCCGCAGCUGGUGGUGCACCGAAGCGCGCGGCACCACCUGCAGUUCCACCCGUACUCGGCGGCCGCCUUCCUGCACCAGCCGCACCUCGAGAGCGUGCCUUCCGCCGCGCACCACGCGCUGUCGGCCGAGGUGUCGGCGCACCUGGGCAAGCACUCCAAGGCGGCGCCGCCGUCGUCGUCGUCCUCGUCGUCGCACCACGGCCACCACCACCACCAUCACCAUCACCACCACCAUCAGCAGUCGCAGCAGCAGCAGCACGCGCAGCAGGAGGUGGCGGGCGCGCCGGACGGCAGUCAGACGCACGUGUCGUGCCUGUACCCCGAGAUCCUGGCGCUGAUCUUCGGCUACCUGGACGUGCGCGACAAGGGCCGCGCGGCGCAGGUGUGCACGUCGUGGCGAGACGCGGCCUACCACAAGUCUGUGUGGCGCGGCGUCGAGGCGAAGCUGCACCUGCGGCGCGCCAACCCGUCGCUGUUCGCCAGCCUGGUGCGCCGCGGCAUCCGGCGCGUGCAGGUGCUGUCGCUGCGGCGCAGCUUGCGCGACGUGGUGCAGGGUGUACCCAACAUCGAGUCGCUCAACCUGUCCGGCUGCUACAACGUCACCGACAUCGGCCUGUCGCACGCGUUCGUGGCCGAGGUGCCGUCGCUGACGCACCUCGACCUGUCGCUGUGCAAGCAGGUGACGGACACGAGCCUGGGCCGCAUCGCGCAGUACCUCAAGAACCUCGAGUCGCUGGAGCUGGGCGGCUGCUGCAACGUCACCAACACCGGCCUGCUGCUGAUCGCGUGGGGCCUCCGCCGCCUGCGCAGGCUGAACCUGCGCUCCUGCUGGCACAUCUCCGACCAGGGCAUCUCCUACCUCGCCGGCCUCAACCGCGACAACGCCGACGGCAACCUCGCCCUCGAGUACCUCGGACUGCAGGACUGCCAGCGGCUGUCGGACGAGGCGCUCAAGCACGUGUCGACGGGCCUGACGACGCUCAAGAGCAUCAACCUGAGCUUCUGCAUCUCCAUCACGGACAGCGGGCUCAAGCACCUGGCCAAGAUGGCGUCGCUGCGCGAGCUCAACCUGCGCGCGUGCGACAACAUCUCGGACGUGGGCAUGGCCUACCUGGCGGAGGGCGGGUCGCGCGUCUCGCACCUCGACGUCAGCUUCUGCGACAAGAUCGGCGACCAGGCGCUGGCGCACGUGUCUCAGGGGCUGUUCCACCUGCGCUCGCUGUCGCUGUCCGCGUGCCAGAUCUCGGACGAGGGCGUGUGCCGCGUCGCCGAGACGCUGCACGACCUCGAGACGCUCAACAUCGGCCAGUGCAACCGCAUCACCGACAAGGGGCUCACCACCAUCGCCGAGUCGCUGCGCCACCUGCGCUGCAUCGACCUGUACGGCUGCACGCGCAUCACCACGCAGGGCCUGGAGCGCAUCAUGCGGCUGCCGCAGCUGAGCACGCUCAACCUGGGCCUGUGGCACGUCAGGUGAGCCGCCGGCCCCGGUGACUGAGUCGACGCUCGACCAGACGACGCCCCCCCCCCUCCCCCUACUCGUCGCCGUGCUGUUCGCUCACCAGUCCCGUGCCGUGACGCCCACUGGACACCGACGAUCGCCCCGAGCCGAGCAUCAACUGUCACGGACACAUCCUGCCGCGUCGGUUGUCGAGGCUGCUGCUGCCCUGGUCAGUUACGAGUUGAAGCAGCAGGGCCGAGGACGAUAAGGACAUUGCCUCGGCUGACAAUAGCACUUUUUUCCACGCUUGCUCGUAUCUCGUCAAGUUAUCAGCUCCCCACAUUGUUGCAGGUGCAAUAGACUGAGAUUAGGAUAUAUGUAUAUAUGAAAAUACAUGGUGCUGUUCAAGGACUCAGUGCGGUUCUCUGUCGAAUCACCAGCUCUAAAUGUCAUCAGUGUCACACACUGUCGAUAUACAGUAGUAUAUUAAUACACUGCGACGCACCGUUUACUCUCUGCCAGCAAGCUUUCAGGUGACAGUCAUCUACAGAUUAGGUCACCCUGUUGGGGCAGCUAUUCCACAAGUAUCAGACAGAUAUAUUGUGUUUUGUGCACCAGCAGUUAAGGUGCUCGUACUGUGCCAGUUCUCCACCUUGCAACCGAGUCUCCUCCAACGUAAUUCCUCAACAAGUGGACGUCGACAGACUAGUGUACGGGUCUGACAUCUACAGCUACACAAUGAAUGGGCUACUGUGCCCUGUGCUGGUUCCGCAUAACUGACUUGCCCUUGUAUGGAGCUUCAGUUGUUGGUGGUCAGCCACGCAGAUGAUUAAUCGGCGCCUUACUGGAUGAAGCAUUUCCAUGAACACCGACAAUAAAUUAUUUCAUCUUCGGUAGUUGCCGUCCCAGGGUUCAGCAACGGACGCUGCAGUGGUCCUCGAGCUGAGAGGAAGAAUGAAAGCGCUAGUGAAGUUGUGAGAGGCAUUUGCUGCCGGCCAGCAUGCCGUAGUGUCGCAGAACUGGAGAGUUGCAGUGCACAGCGGGACUAUUAUAAAAACUGGAGAGGCUGACAGCGUACUGUGAACUCUUGUGUACUGACUUUCAGCUUUCGUAAAGUUGAGUGGUUGCUGCUAUACACCGCCUUCUGGACACAUCUCUGCCCAACAGCUCUUGCUCAAGAAUUUUACUAGUGCUGCAAUUAUCUGCUACGCGUGUAUUUCGUUCUUGGGCACUUGUACUUUUCACCUCACAAGGUUCAUGCUGCAGUAUGGUAAAUAGUAUGAAUGAGUGCUAGUUUCAUUCAAAUGAGUGCAGAAUACGUAAAUCAUUUCGUGAUACUAAGCUGAUAAUCUUCUUCAAUGCCACCUGUGGAUCACCAGAGAUGUCGACUGUUCGAGAUCCGUUCGUCAGCAACACUGCAACGAAAGUAGUUCGCGGUAGUUGUUCGCUGUACUUUGUUCCCUGGUGGGACACGACACUCAUAAGUUAGGCUGCUGACGGCGCAAGCAGGGCCCGUCGCGCCGGCUCAGAAAUUACACGUGUGGAGCUUCCCACUUGGAAAUGUAACCAUAUUGCCUUUUAAUCAAAAUUAAAAUUAUUGCAUUAAUUUUACCUCGUGAGUAUGUUUGCAUUUAUUUAACUCCUAGUGUCAUUUCUGUUAUCAACCACAUUAUCUUCCUUCCAAUUUCGUCAGUUCCUUUCUCUGCGUACAGUACAGCCACGCUUAACGAAAAAUGUCUUCUCGGUUGCAUAUGAAUCAGGUGUUACGUACAUAUAAAAUUCCUUGUUCCACUUAUUUAUGAAAAAGAUGGGUUCUUCUUAAAUUUUAUGUUGACUUUUCCACGACACCAGACGAUACACACGGUGUUCGUGGUCUGGCCUUUUCAGUGAAGGCAGUGUGUUUAUUUGCAUUGUUUAACUUGCCCAUCUCUCCAUAUUCCAAGAAUUUGUUUCGACUUUCAAUACAGACUUAAAGAACGUUCCGAUAGCCGUGGAAAUUGCACCCAACACCAGUAUUAAUUGUCGCCAGCGACUGGCUUCUUUGGCAUACGGAAGGCGGUUACCUGCGCAGUUACUGAAAUUCGUGUUCUAUCUGAUAGCUGGAGCGACCUCUUACUCCUUCCUCGGAGUAGUACCUUAAUCUAGAUGUUAGUACAAUCACUUGUUCUGUCCCAACGAAUGGGCAUUGUGCAACUGAUCCACUUGCAAGCUCAUGCAGUGAAGCACUGAGUUCGUACUUCGAUUCAGUUGUCCUCACACGUGCUGCAGUUGCCUCAAACAGUCCGUCAUUCGAAGCAAAGUCUGGAAAGUCAACAGAACUCAUGCGGCAUGCCUACAUUCUGGAGGGCCUGUCAUUGUUUGGUACAUAUUGUCACAGUUGGUGUCCAACCUAGUAGAUUUAUCAGUUGGGUUUGAUGCCUCAGGCUACUGCAUGUUGAUCGGGUUGGUCGUCCACUUCUCCCUUCGUCAGGAUGUCCAUCAACAUUGUCAUCUGGUGGUUUUCGCACGUCAACUGCGAAAAGUUCGACUGGUCUCAGUUGUGGUAGAUCCCACAUGUUGCCCACAUCUGGUCCAAUUUUAUAAUGUAAGGUUGGGACUGGUAAUCCUUCACAGAAUUCGUGCGUUGCUUGUGAUACCAUUCCCAAGAAACCUGUCGCUCCUUCAAACUCAUCAGAAGACGGGAGACGCAUCGGACGGAACUUGUGAUGUGUCCCGUCUGGGUCUUGGAAGUUUCCGAUGCCCCUCAGAUUGCCAGCUGAGUGAAGCGGGUAUUCUCUGCUACUGUCACCAGGUUCCUCUCUUCUUGCGCACUCCCAUCGUGCUCGCGCAUCGCGGCAAACCCUUACCCCAGAGGUGUAUCAUGUUGUAGUAGAAGUACAUUCCUUUAGAGACGUGCCAGUUGAACUCCUUACCUGUGGAACAAAAACUGUCGCACAUCACGGUGAACUCCUCCCCAGCGUCUUCCAGAAAUCCCUCAUCUCCUUCGAUGACGAAAGCUUCUUGCCAUAACGGGUUGUUAGUUAAUGGUGAAGCUGUCUUGGAGAGAUGUUGGGGUUUUGGUACGACGGACGGCAGCUGAGCUGUCGCCCCUCCAAUCCUUGGUGUAGGUCUCGGUGGGUGGUUUAUCGCUGGCCUCGGCUGCUGGAGGUUCUUCUCGUGGGGGGUUCCCUGAUGUCUACCUCCCUCUUGCACGCGUCCGCGCCCUCUACGUUGGCCUCGUCCUCCCUGACGGGGCGCACUUUGGCUGCUCCAUCCUCCUUGAUUCUCCAUGGCUCUCCAAUCUUGCUCCCUGCACUUAUUGCCGCUUUCGCGUAGCGAUAUGUCCUCUGUGAGCGCAAACACUGUCAAGGGCUCUCUGAGAAAUGUUCCGAUCACUUGCUCUUUGUCAAAAAGUUUAGAAAACUUGUAACAGAAUUAAAGUAUUGUGUCAGUAUUCUGACAAAUAGUAAAGGAUUUUGUAUUGGUGCAGAGCCGUACUCAGAACACAUUAAAUGAAUUGUGGAAUGUUUCUAAGCACGUAACAGCCCUCCCUCGUUCUUCCUUUCACAUGGAGUUACUUAGAGAAGUUGUGCGAAUCUAAAGUGGAAAGUGUCGAUAGGAAAAGGAUUCCGGGACGGGCAAAAAAUUGAUUGUUAAAGAGCUAUCACAUCGGAACAAGCAUCUUACCCUAGAUAGCGUCACUGGACUUAAGAAUUUAGAUGAAACAAUUGAAACUUAUUACACUGCUGGGAAAUCAUUAAGCUCUUUUUUGGUACUCAUUUAAACUAUUCUUUCGUCCCUUGGAGAAUAAUAUUUUGUAGUUCAUACAACUGAUAGCUAACUUCCUCAUUUGUGACCUCAGAAACGCAAUCACGCAAUUCUCAUUGCUUUAAUUUUUGUCCUUGGUGGAGUAAAUAUGUUGAGUUGGAGUAAAAAGAAAUAUUAUAAUUCCCUCGCUUUCUUUGGCAACUCAAAAUGAACUGCCAUUGUUCUGACUGAUCUCUUUUGCAGUCAGAAAAGAACCUUUUUGCAUGAACGCUCCUCUUCCCUUACAAAGUGCUUGAGACACUUUUACACCAUUUCUUAUCCUAAUUUUUCCGAAGGUAUUCAUCAUUCACUAUAGUCCUCUAAUACUUUGUUACACAUUUAGCAGUGCUUAUCACUGGAUCGGUACUGAAGAUAUUGAAUGUCGGGAUUGUCUGCAGCUCUUUUUAGCGAACAGUCCCAGAAUUCAUUUGUCGUGAUUUAGUAAUUGCUAUUUUUUCUACUUUUCAGAUAAGUUGUCUGGAAAGGAGUGAUACUGAAAUUAUUAUUUUCAGCAUAGAAAAAUAUUUGUACUCUUAGUGACAGCAACGAAUACCAUUUUCAUUCUAAGACGACAAUUGUAUUUAAUUCGACCUAAUUUAAGUCCAUC